This is a messenger RNA of Polychytrium aggregatum, 537 nucleotides long. RefSeq names its product adenine phosphoribosyltransferase. Gene Ontology annotation, biological process: adenine salvage; AMP salvage. Gene Ontology annotation, cellular component: cytoplasm. Lineage: Eukaryota; Fungi; Chytridiomycota; Chytridiomycetes; Polychytriales. The record is from RefSeq and is a predicted model, not a curated record. The coding region runs from base 1 to 537 and encodes 178 amino acids. Gene Ontology annotation, molecular function: adenine phosphoribosyltransferase activity; AMP binding; adenine binding. The transcript has 6 exons.
AUGGCCGACGUCCAGUACAUCAAGUCGCUUCUCCGUGUGGUCCCCGACUUCCCCAAGAAGGGCAUCAUGUUCCAAGACAUCUUCCCUGUCUUCCAGGACCCCAAGGCUGUCGAGAUGCUGAUUACCCACAUUGUUCAUCACAUCCUUGCCUCGGGUCUGCCCAAAAUCGAUGUCAUCGUUGGCCUUGAGUCCCGCGGCUUCCUGCUUGGCCCUGCCAUCGCUCUGCGUCUUGGUGCUGCCUUUGCUCCUGUGCGCAAGGCUGGCAAGCUUCCUGGCGACACCAUCGUUGUUGGCUACGAGAAGGAAUACGGAACGGACUACUUUGAGAUGCAGAAGGGAUCCAUCCAGCCUGGACAGAACGUCGUCAUCCUGGACGAUCUCAUUGCCACCGGUGGCAGCGCCAAGGCAGCUGGCGAACUGGUUGAGAAGUUCGGCGCCAAGGUUGCCGAGUAUGUCUUCUUCAUCGAGCUUUCCUUCCUCCAGGGCACCAAGGCUCUGAACGCCCCCUCCUACAGCGUCAUCACCAUUGACGACUGA